This is a messenger RNA of Oncorhynchus gorbuscha (pink salmon), 4585 nucleotides long. RefSeq names its product protein AF-10-like. Gene Ontology annotation, cellular component: nucleus. Gene Ontology annotation, molecular function: histone binding; nucleosome binding. The coding region runs from base 267 to 3332 and encodes 1021 amino acids. Gene Ontology annotation, biological process: regulation of transcription by RNA polymerase II. Lineage: Eukaryota; Metazoa; Chordata; Actinopteri; Salmoniformes; Salmonidae. The transcript is spliced from 18 exons. The record is from RefSeq and is a predicted model, not a curated record.
GGCAACACUCUCUGAGCAAAUCAUAUCCAUCCGUUCUGACUUGUCACGCGCCGUGCGUGCUGACGCACUUCCACUUCAUCUUGCUCGCGAUGUAUGUAGCCUUCUUUACGUGGAAAAAUACGGUGUCAAAACGGAAUGUAAACACGACUAAAACAUGAUAUUUCGACAAAGUGGGACCUAAAGCGCUGUCACACUGGGUAGAUGAGGAUAUUCUGCAAAGGUUUCGGCUCAUCUUUGUUGUCUUCGUAUGUCCACUUUCUCCGUAAAUGGUCUCCGGCGAGCUGUGCCUGGCAGCGGACAACGACUUCUUGGCGAAUAAUAUGAAGGAGAUGAUUGGAGGUUGCUGCGUGUGCUCAGACGAGAGAGGCUGGGCAGAAAACCCUCUAGUAUACUGUGACGGUCACGGCUGCAAUGUUGCAGUCCAUCAAGCGUGCUAUGGCAUCGUGCAGGUGCCCACUGGACCCUGGUUCUGCAGGAAGUGUGAAUCUCAGGAGAGAGCAGCCAGAGUGAGGUGUGAGCUGUGCCCCCACAAAGAUGGUGCUCUCAAGAGGACAGAUAACGGAGGUUGGGCCCAUGUGGUGUGUGCCCUUUACAUUCCUGAAGUGGAGUUUGCUAACGUCUCCACCAUGGAACCCAUCGUACUGCAGUCUGUCCCCCACGAUCGCUACAACAAGACGUGUUAUAUCUGUGAAGACCAGGGCAGAGAGAGUAAAGCUGCCACCGGAGCCUGCAUGACCUGCAACAAACAUGGCUGCCGACAAGCCUUCCACGUCACGUGUGCCCAGUUUGCUGGGUUGUUGUGUGAGGAGCAGGGCUCGGACGCAGACAAUGUCAAAUACUGCGGCUACUGCAAGUACCAUUACAGCAAACUGAAACACAAAGAGAGGGAGAGACACAAACCCAAAUACAAGAAGAUUCUAGAGCUUUCCCCCACCCUCGCUCCAACUCUCAUAGUCACCUCAGACAAGAGCUACAGCAGCGGUGGUGGAGGAGGAGUCUCCUCUUUGCCCACCUCAUCUCAGAAGCGAUUGGAUGACAGUGCCGCCCGUUUCACCACCGCCAACUUCCAGGAAGUGCCUGUGCACUCCGGGAGUGCUAAGGACGCCCCCUCCAUGGGGUCAGAGAGCAAACAAGGGUCGGAGGUCAAACAGGGCAAAAAGAGCAUUUGCCAUGGGAUUAGUGUUCAGCGGGGACGCAAAUCCCUCACACCUGGGAAGCCCCUCGCCUCUGCUGUGGUCACUAUGGCAACCUCCUCCACUGCCGCCUCCUCCACUGGAACCUUUCAUCAAGCCCUCCUGCUGUCAAAUAAGACGUCCUCCACCGUGACUCCUCCCACCUCUGACUUCCUGGGCUUCUCUGAUCCGUUGCUGCGCUCUGGAGGUGGGGACUCCUUCUCCCCGCCCUCGUUCAGCCGCUGCCUAGUGAAGCCCAGUGAGCUCACGUCCUCGGAGGGCAUGGCGUCGCUCAGCACCUUCGGUUCGAUGAUGUCGCUUCCUGCCAGCGGUGGCGUAGCCGGCGGUAAACUGUACGAGAACUCUCUCAGUGAGCCAACGGGGAAUGUUGCUGCCUCGGCCGGCUACAAACGCUCCUCAUCAUCCUCCUCUUCCUCUGCUGCCUCCUCCUCCUCUGGGCCAGGGAUGGGGGGAGAAGUAGGAGAAGAAGGAGUGAAGGGAAAAAAGAAGAGAGGAAACUGGAGGAACCGAUAUGGACCCUGCUUCAAUGCUCCUGACGGCAUGGCUACAGACGGACCUGAGCACCACACAGCACCGCUACCUCUCCCUUCAUUGUCCUCUUCUCUCUCCUCCACCUCAUCCUCCUCUCCUUCCCCUUCCUCUACCAGCGCUCUGCCAGGCCGGCCUGGUGGAGGUGAGAGGGGAGGAGAGAGAGGCGGUCUGCUGUGUGUUUGUGUCAGCAGUGGGAUCCAGAAGUCUCCUUCCUUACUGAGGAACGGCAGUGUGCAGAUUGAUGGAUUCACCUCUACUCCCUCUGGGACCGGUGCAUUCUCCAGUGGUGACGUGUCAUCAGGGGCGGGACCUGUUGCUAUGGGUGGCGCUAACUCUGAGUUGCAGCAGCCGACACCCUCACUAGCCCCUCCCACUCCCCUCACUGCCACAGCCCCCCUGACCAGCACAGCCUCCUCCCAUGUGAGUGGGUUACCAGGUCUAGUGUUCAACAUGGCUCCCUCCCACAUGUUUGGAAACCGACUCAACCCCAACUCUGCCAUGGCUGCUCUCAUCGCACAGUCUGAGGCUUCCCCCACAGAUCAGGAUGUUGGAGAUGGAAACAGUGGUGGAGCUCAGGGCUUCCCCAGACGAGCCUCUCCCAAGACCACCCUCUCUCCACAUUCUCCUCUAGGUGGGCUACAGAUCCGGUAUGACCCAGGGUCAGCGUCAGGAUUAGGGGGGUUAGGUUCAGGUCAGGGAGGCGGAGGGGACACCUCUAUAGAACAGCUGCUGGAGAGACAGUGGAGUGAUGGACAACAGCUCCUACUGCAGCAGGGAGCACAGGGAGAUGUGUUGGGGAUGUUGAAGUCCCUCUACCAGCUGCAGCAGGAGAACAGGCGUCUAGAGGACCAGAUUAAAACUCUGACCAUGAAGAAAGAACGACUGCAGCUCCUGUCAGCUCAGCUGUCUGUGCCUUUCACCCCUUCUGCUGCUGCCCAAGAUGUGAAGGGUGACUCCUCUCUACCUGCUCAGGAUAGCGUGUCGUGUGGCCGCAGUAGUGGUGGCUCUACCUCUUCGCUCUCCACCCCCCCCUCCAUCUCCCACAGCCCCCCCCAGCCACCUCAGCUCAACGGGGUUGCCAUGGGAACAAUGCUGCUGGGAGGGGGAGCUGGGCUUGGGAUGGGGGGGAUAGUGGGGGUUCUGAACAGAGUCAUACAGACCACUUCCAGCCCUCACACAUACAGCUACACACAUACCUCCUCACCGGGCCCCAGCACCGCUGUGCCCAUCUCCAGCUCCAUCAACACCAGGUUGGGUGCCUUGUCUGAGCAGCAGAGGCUCUUACUGCACCAGAACCAACUACAACAGCUACUGUCUUCACAGCCCUCUGCGGACCAGCAGCAGGUGUUAUUUUACCAGUUGAUGCAGCAACAACAAGACCUCCACCAACUCCAGUCUUUCUCCUCCUCCCAGCUUCCCUCCAUCCCUCUCUCCUCUGCUCAGCUGCCCAUCACCUCCCUUCUUUCCUCCUCCAACGCCCACGGCACCAUCACCGCCAACCCCUUCCUGGCUCUGCACACACACCCCGACACACACACACACGCCGCUGCACAGAAGCCCCGGCUGGCUGAGAAAGCUGUUGGAGUCACUGGACAGGAGAAGACCUGACCCAUAAAACAUCUCUCUCUUCUCUCUAUCCAUCUCUCUCUCUCUUUCUGUUGGUGAUUCUCUCUACUCUCUAUCCAUCCAUCUCUCUCUCUCUCAGGGGUCUCCACCAUCAUGUGAUCAGUGCUGUGUGUUUAACCACACAAGCUCGCCCACAUAGAACUACAAACUCCAAAAAAUGAUCAGGACACUAACAUAGCUGACUGACUCACAGCUCAGCUGGAGAUAUGAGGUCUGGGAAGUAUGACUCUCAUUGGACAGUUUUAAGAGAGGGAGGAGUUUGUAACUGCUGUUACCUCUCUAUAUCUGUGUGUAUGGACCAGCAUAAGACCUGACCAGAGGCCACUCUAAUGUAAGACUGACUGACUGCUCAGCCAUGGAAGCCUUGCUAUGACUGUCUUUCUGCUGUACCUACCUCACACACACAAACCAGCCGAUUAGUGCCCACAACUCUCAGCAUCGGCCAAUAGGAAUCCACAACAUUAAUGACUGGCCAGUCAGGGUCCAAUCCCCAAGUGCCUAAAGCCGAGGGGGCAGGGUUACUCAUACUCCUCUUCCUGUCUCUCCUGUCAGACAUCCAUUCUCACCAUAUUACUGGCUGUCAAGCUGCGUUGCCCAGGCAACAGGUCACACAACACAUUCUGAGAAGCUGGAAACUGUAUUGUGCUGCUUUCACAAACUACAGAAACAAACUUUAUAAAUGGUCUCUUUAUAUUUAAGUGCCCGCUGUUCUUUCAAGCGUUUGUUUUAUACUAAUGUUUUAAGUUUUUCUCACUCUUGCUGUAAACAUUUUUGAUGGAAACAAAUAUUUGUUGUGUACUCAGAAAGAUUGAAGUAGUAGUGGUGGAGGUGGUGGUGUAUAUAGCUGCUAUUGUGGGGAGGGGUGUAGAUUAAAUGGCACAGUUUUUACCUCGUUUGUGUAAAUAAAUAUAUAUUUUUCAUUGGCUGUGGGGUGUAAAUAAGUGAUUGUGAUUGGCCCUGCUGGUGUGAAGGAUAGCCAAUGAGACCUCAUUUUGUGUGACUCUUAUGAGCAGACAAUAGGAGACGGUGACUGAACACAAAGUAUUCAUUUAUUUUUAUAUGUGCAGCGACAUUGUUUAGUUGUUUUUGUAAUUUUCACACCAUUUAUUUUAUUUUAUACUCGGCACCAUCUGUGUUUCUUUUGUUUGGAUCAGUUUUGUACAACUGAAAAAUCAUAAAACAUCCUCAAAUGUUUCCAUUUCAAGUCACCGAAAUAAAGAAGCGUUCUGGAUAAA